CAAAUCACAAUACUAUCAAUUAAUAGCCUCUUCAUCACAAUGCUUCCAAAGUUGUUCUUCGUCAUUUCUACACUAAUUUCCUCCUUCAUUUUCACUACUCAUUCUUAUAAUACCCAAUGUCUUCACCAUCAGAAAAUCUUGUUGCUUCAACUCAAGGAUGAGUUGAGUUUCGAAUCUCCUCUUUCAACAAAAUUGGUGCGAUGGAAUGAAACGGAUGAGUGCUGCAAGUGGCCCGGUGUGGAAUGUGAUGCUGCUGGCUACGUCGUUAGUUUGCAGCUCGAUCGUGAGUCCAUUUCUGGUGGAAUCGAGGAUUCAUCGAGUCUCUUCAAACUUGUGCAUCUGCAGAAGCUAAAUCUAGCCUACAAUUAUUUCUACACUCCCAUUCCAAGAGGUAUUCACAAUCUCACCUAUUUGACACACUUGAAUUUGUCAGCUGUUGGAUUUGCUGGGCAGGUUCCACCUGAAAUUUCUUCCUUGAGGAGGUUGGUUAGUCUCGAUAUGUCCUAUGAUUCUACAAAUUCUGUGAAACUGGAGAUGCUUAUCCAAAAUUUAACAGGGCUUCGAGAGCUCUAUCUUGAUGGUGUCAAUGUUACUUCCUCUCAAGAGAGGAGAAAAUGGAGCCACAUUAUAUCAUCAUAUUUACCCAACCUCACCACCUUGAGCUGCCGUGAAUGUGGUUUGUCUGGGCCUUUAGCUAAGUCCUUUGGGCAACUCCAUUCCCUUUCCAUCCUUCAACUAGAUUUUAACCAUCUUGGAUCAGAACUUCCAGACUUGUUUGCCAAUUUUCCAAGUUUGACCACCUUGACUCUUGCUAACUGCGGUUUGAAGGGUUCGAUUCCAUCCACCUUUGCUAACCUAACCAACCUGAUUCGUCUCGAUUUGUCAGGUAAUUCAUUCACAGGCUCACUUUCUUCUACUGAGUUUGAAGGUCUUUCCCAUCUUGUUUAUUUAGAUUUGAGGAGUAAUUCAUUCUCUGGUAAUAUUCCCCACUCUCUCUUUGCUCUCCCUUCAUUGUUGGAACUUUAUCUUAGCUACAAUCAAUUUAGUGGCACUUUCCAACUGGACAACUUUCGAAGUCUUUCCAAUCUUACACGACUUGGUCUAUCUUACAAUAGAUUGUCGGUAUAUGUUGGCAACGUCAAUUCAACUUCAUAUGGAAGUCUCCAACUAAAAGGGUUAGGACUAGGUUCAUGUAACUUGUCCCAUUUUCCUAAUUUCAUCAAAAAUUUAGAUAUGGAAAAAUUGGUACUCUCGGACAAUCGGAUUGGUGGGGAGAUACCUAAUUGGAUUUGGGGAACACAGCUUCAGUAUUUGAACCUCUCUUUCAAUCUUCUAACACAUCUGCAAAAGCCUUACCAUAUCCCUACUUCUCUUGAACGGCUAUACUUGCAUUCUAACCAGCUCAAGGGUGAGUUGCACCUGCCCAUUCCACCUUCGUCUCAACUCUCGUCCAUAUCUCUUGCUAAUAACAGUUUAAAUGGAUCCAUUCCAACCUCCCUUUGCACUGCCACACAACUCUCUUUGCUUGACUUGUCUGGCAAUAUAUUAAGUGGCGGCAUACCCCCUUGCCUAAUUGAGCUAAACAUUGGAGUGAUCAAUUUGGGGCGAAACAACAUCAACAGUAGCAUUCCAGAUAAUUUUCCUCAGGAUUGUCAACUUGGAUAUUUGGAUCUUAACAAUAAUACUUUAGAAGGGAAGAUCCCAAAGUCCCUUGAAAGAUGUUUUGGGUUGCAGUUAAUGAAUGUUGGGAACAACAACAUCAACGACACUUUCCCAUGCAUGCUAUCAUCCAAGUUGCGAUUGCGUGGUCUUGUUUUGAGCUCCAACAAAUUCCAUGGAGAAGUCACAUGUCAGACGAGUUGGCCAGAACUUCAAAUUGUGGAUAUAUCUUCAAAUAAUUUCAGUGGAUCUCUGGAAUCAAUAAACUUCUCUAGUUGGAGUUCAAUGGUGUCAGGUUAUCGUGAACAAUUCGACGAAGUCACUUACUUCGAAUUGUUGAGCUCUGUCAUAACAUUAACCAUUAAAGGGGUAACCCGUCAGCUUGAUAAGAUUUGGGCAGACUCUGGCAUCAUUGAUUUCUCUUGCAAUAAUUUUGAAGGAGAGAUACCAAAUGCAAUUGGUGAUCUUACCUCACUUCAUCAGCUCAACCUCUCCCACAAUGCCCUCAAUGGAAGCAUCCCAAACUCAUUUGGUAAGUUGAGGAAUCUCGAAUCACUCGACCUCUCUGGAAACCGACUCACCGGGCCAAUACCGGUGGAGCUUGGAGGGCUCUCAUUCCUUUCAGUCUUGAAUCUCUCCUACAAUAAGCUGGUCGGGAUGAUUCCAAAUAGCCGUCAGUUUCAAACAUUUUCAGCUGAUUCCUUCAAAGGGAAUCCGGGGUUGUGUGGUUUCAAUCUCAACAUAAGCUGCAGUCCUACUGAUGGCAGCGAUCAUUUGUGGCCACAAGAAGAUGAAAAUGGGGAAGAGAAGAGGGAGAUCGAGUGGGAAUACGUAUCUGCUGCGCUUGGAUAUGUUGUGGGCUUAGGAAUCAUUGUGUGGCUACUUUUGUUCUGCCGAAGCUUCAGAGGAAAAUACUUUGGAAAAGUGGAAGAGGUGUUUGAAGAUAUAUGCGAUGCUAGAAUCAGAAGAAGGAGAAGAAGAAGACAUGCAAGAAGAGUAGCACUGAGGAAUCAAGUGAGAAGACAAUAGUGUUGGCAUUAAUUGCUAUUUGGUUUCUUUAAUUUUGCUUGUAUGUGUUUUUGUCUAAAAAAACAGUUGAAGAAGAUGUUUAGGACCGCGUGAUUUAUUCAAGUUUUUAGGUUUUUUGCAUAUCAUUUUGAUGAUACAAUUUUUAUAAUCACGUGUA
Salvia miltiorrhiza (redroot sage) is the source of this 2845-nucleotide messenger RNA. RefSeq names its product receptor-like protein 19. Bases 40 to 2688 code for a protein of 882 amino acids. Gene Ontology annotation, molecular function: protein binding. The record is from RefSeq and is a predicted model, not a curated record. The transcript has a single exon. Lineage: Eukaryota; Viridiplantae; Streptophyta; Magnoliopsida; Lamiales; Lamiaceae.